Rotaria sp. Silwood1 is the source of this 987-nucleotide messenger RNA. The record is from the annotation of a GenBank genome assembly. Lineage: Eukaryota; Metazoa; Rotifera; Eurotatoria; Philodinida; Philodinidae.
AUGACACUUUCCGGUUGGCAAGGAUAUAAUCCUUAUUCUCCUGAUCAAUUAAAGGCUAUACAAAAAAAUUUGGAAACUGAAAAUAUAUGGUGCACUCAACAAAACAUUACUUGUCUUAUUCUUCCCCUUCCUGACAAGCAUUCAAUCUAUCCAGAAUACUUACCAUGGCAAUAUGAUACUGUGGUUGGCCCAAGUGUAGAACAAGAUACCAAAUUAACAAAACAAAAAGAUGUUAAUUCUAACUAUGAACUUAAAUAUUCACAACUUUAUAUUGACUUCUUUCAAACGAACUCAUCAAUACCAUUGCCAAUUAAUUUUCGUUCAAAUAAACUUUCUACUUUAUUAAAGGCAAAAUCUAUGCAACAAAUUUUAAAAAUUUCAAUUCAGAGUUCUAAUGGAUCUACAAUAUUCUUUAAUUCUGAUAAUAAAUAUUCAAUGAUAUUAUCAGGAGAAAUUCCUGAAAUGUUUCAUUGUACACUUGGAACCGGUUGGAAAUGGUUAAAAAUAUCAAUAAUUACUGAUAAUAAACUAAGUUCUAUCUAUUAUAUUGACUUAGGAAAUGGAGAUAAAAAGAAUCCGAAUUAUUUUAAUAUUCAUGAAAAAUCAUUCAUUGUACCAUUGGAAAUUGUCAAGGAAGCGCCUGGAAUGAUUCAUAAUGUGAAUGCAUAUAGAACAUCAUCUAGCAAUCAAUCUGAAGGAUUAAUUAAUAACUUAAGUGAUAAUGAAUCUUUCAAAAAUCAAAAUGAUUCAACAUUAACUAUAGAAGUUCUUAAUUAUUUUCGUAUACAAAUUCUAUUAUUACAUAGUAAAAGUUUUCCCGAUGAUUCAUCUAUCAUAUAUUAUCCACAAUGUCCACCAUGGAAUAGUGAAGAUUUUAAGGAAUUUUCAAAUUUUGCACAAACGCAAACAAAUCAAUAUGAUAAUGAACCUUGCAAUAAUCCUAUUGAAUUACCAAUUACAAGAGCAUUGAAAACAAAUAAAAAAUAA